Molecule: messenger RNA, 300 nt
Organism: Spodoptera exigua (beet armyworm)
Lineage: Eukaryota; Metazoa; Arthropoda; Insecta; Lepidoptera; Noctuidae
Source: the annotation of a GenBank genome assembly
AUGACUAUUUCGCCGGAAAUCGAGGCAGAAAUGAGGAAUAUUGGAAAAGUUGUUGUAGAAAGUUCCUUAGCGGGAGGGCUGAGACGGGGAGCGCGGGUGUUGGAUAGGAGAAGCCGGAGACUACUGUUAUCGGCGGUGACGUAUGCGUUUAUCAGCAGUAGGGAGUUCGGCGGUUUCAGGCUAGACGGCUUCGCAAACCGAGACGGGCAGCACAGAGAUGAGGCCGCGGCUCCUAUGGCUGGUCCUCGCGUGGGCGGUGUCGGUGGAAGCAGCUCGUCUACUCGCCGUAUUGCCGACUAA